This is a messenger RNA of Dipodomys spectabilis (banner-tailed kangaroo rat), 1070 nucleotides long. RefSeq names its product phospholipase A2 group XIIA (gene Pla2g12a). The record is from RefSeq and is a predicted model, not a curated record. Gene Ontology annotation, molecular function: A2-type glycerophospholipase activity; calcium ion binding. Gene Ontology annotation, biological process: arachidonate secretion; phospholipid metabolic process; lipid catabolic process. Gene Ontology annotation, cellular component: extracellular region. Bases 176 to 751 code for a protein of 191 amino acids. The transcript has 4 exons. Lineage: Eukaryota; Metazoa; Chordata; Mammalia; Rodentia; Heteromyidae.
GAGCACGCUGGUGGCGUCGCACACCUCCCCUCCAGUCAGUGAAGGCAGCGUGGGGCCGCCAGCUCGCCCGCCCAGAAGGCGCGGGCAUGGAGCCCGCUGCGGUUGCGCCCGGGGCCCAGGCCGCUGCGUAGGGCUCGGCGAGGGCGAGCGGUGAGCGGCGGGCCCGGCCGCGCGGAUGGCCCGGUCCUCGCGGCCCGCACUCGUGGUCCUCCUGCUGGUCCUGACGGCGGCCGUCGGGGGUCAGGAGCCGGAGCCCGAGCAGAGCCCGGACUGGCGGGCCACGCUGAAGACCAUCCGCAACGGCAUCCACCGGAUCGACACCUACCUGAACGCCGCCCUCGACCUGCUGGGGGGCGAGGACGGGCUCUGCCAGUACAAGUGCAGCGACGGAUCGAAGCCUUUUCCACGCUACGGAUAUAAACCAUCCCCACCAAAUGGAUGUGGUUCUCCAUUGUUUGGCGUUCAUCUCAACAUUGGCAUCCCCUCCCUGACAAAGUGCUGCAACCAGCAUGACCGGUGCUACGAGACCUGUGGCAAAAGCAAGAAUGACUGUGAUGAGGAGUUCCAGUAUUGCCUCGCCAAGAUCUGCCGAGACGUGCAAAAAACACUAGGGCUGGCUCAACAUGUUCAGGCUUGUGAGACUACGGUGGAGCUCCUGUUCGACAGUGUUAUCCAUUUAGGCUGUAAACCAUACCUGGACAGCCAGCGAGCUGCAUGCAGAUGCCGCUAUGAAGAGAAAACUGAUCUGUGAGGAAGAUCUGACGGUUGGGACACACGAGCAUGGGAGAGUAGAACCUUUGCCAAAGAACUGACGUUUUCACUGUCAGUACAAGCUGCCUUGCCUUUGUGGAGUUGCCACUUAUAGACCUUACAAAACUGCACGCAAAACCUCAACGCAAAAAGUAUGGUGACGAGGAGGCUCCGCCCUCCCAGGUGUCCUCUCCACAUUGCCACCUCCCCAUUUCUUUGCCAAGCUCAGAAACAGGUAUAGAAGCGUAUAGAACUCAGUUUUCAUAACCAUAUUAGUAAAAGCAAAUGAGAUCGAAAUAUACAAUGUUUCAUAAGGUUUA